CUGGCUAGAGGUUUUGCUUGCUGUGAGGGCCGGAAUCCUAAAUCCACUCCCAUCAUCGCGACAGUCAGAUUUUCGCUCUUCGAUACCCCGACGAACAGCGAAAUCGUGAUCACCAACCACCUACCGCAAAGAUGGCUGACGAAUACAACGCCGAGGAGGCCGCUGAGCUCAAGAAGAAGAGAACCUUCCGCAAGUUCUCUUACAGGGGUAUCGAUCUCGAUGCUCUCCUCGACCUUGGCUCCGAUGAGCUCCGCGAUGUCGUCCACGCCCGUGCCCGUCGCAGGAUCAACCGUGGCCUCAAGCGCAAGCCCAUGGGCUUGAUCAAGAAGCUCCGCAAGGCUAAGCAGGAGGCUAAGCCCAACGAGAAGCCCGACCUCGUCAAGACCCACCUCCGUGACAUGAUCGUUGUCCCCGAGAUGAUUGGCAGCGUCAUCGGCAUCUACUCCGGCAAGGAGUUCAACCAGGUUGAGAUCAAGCCUGAGAUGGUUGGCCACUACCUCGCUGAGUUCUCUAUCUCCUACAAGCCCGUCAAGCACGGUCGCCCCGGUAUCGGUGCUACCCACUCUUCUCGUUUCAUUCCUCUCAAGUAAAUGCUCUGGGAAAUGGGUGGUACUUGCAUUUUGUCUCAAAUCAUGGGUUCGGCGAAAACGGACGCGGGUUUGCUCAUUUGGUCAUGGCAUGGACAAAUGUGCCAGGGACUAUCUUAGUUUUGACGAGAUAGUACAAACGAGUAAUGAUGAGUGCAACGUUCUAGGUGAUCACACACAUAGCUCUUGUCCGCGGAUUCCUUGACUAAGCUUUGCUGAAUGAGGAGCACAAUAAAAACAGAAUAUCCUUGAUCAUCGU
Molecule: messenger RNA, 846 nt
Organism: Neurospora tetrasperma FGSC 2508
Lineage: Eukaryota; Fungi; Ascomycota; Sordariomycetes; Sordariales; Sordariaceae
Exons: 4
Coding region: 132-590 (152 amino acids)
Biological process (GO): ribosomal small subunit assembly; translation
Cellular component (GO): ribosome; cytosolic small ribosomal subunit
Molecular function (GO): structural constituent of ribosome; RNA binding
Source: RefSeq, a predicted model, not a curated record